Phytophthora nicotianae INRA-310 is the source of this 498-nucleotide messenger RNA. RefSeq lists its product as hypothetical. Bases 1 to 498 code for a protein of 165 amino acids. The record is from RefSeq and is a predicted model, not a curated record. The transcript is spliced from 2 exons. Lineage: Eukaryota; Oomycota; Peronosporomycetes; Peronosporales; Peronosporaceae.
AUGCCCGAGCACCACCCCGAUCAACCCAGCCUUCUCGAACCAGGCUCACCGCAAGCAAUGCCAAGCACCCUGCCCACCACAACAACCUGUCAGGAUGCCGCCAGCCCUAAUGUGGAGUCCCUAGAUGCCAUUACACGCAAAGUCGUAGGGGAGGACGAAGGCGAUGACUCAAAUGAAGGAGAUCGUCUUGUUCCUUCCGCUAGUGAGAGUGAGGAGUACGAUGAUAGUGGCGAUGAGAGCUUCACUCCGGACUCAGAAGUUGCUGACAGCGACGUCGAAUCCCUCUCAACCGCCAGCUCCUCCAGCGGUCACCAAGAAGAAGAGGACAAAAGCAACUUUUUGUUCGAGGGGGUCCUACGAGCUCGGAUAACUGAGAUUAUAAACGCUGACUCCGAGCGCAUGACAAGUUUGCACACGCUACUGGCACUUCUCAUGAUCGCACUUCUCAUGAUCGCUCCGACAGCAGAGCGCUUGACAUUUGGACGAUGGAUCAGUUAG